AUGGUUAGUUUAGACGUCACAGCUUUAUUCACCAAUGUUCCUUUGGAAUAUGUUUUAGAUAACCUUAGGGCAAAGAUUUUAGAAGAACAGUUACACAUCCCCAUUCCAUUAGAACCUUUUUUGGCAUUAGUUAGACUGUGCGUAUCUACUAAUCAUUUUUACUUUAACAAUAUUUGUUAUAAGCAACUGUUUGGUGUGUCUAUGGGUUCAAAAUUAUCGCCCAUCUUGUCCAAUCUGUGCAUGGAGAUCGUGGAGAAGAGUAUUUUAGAACAUUGUGAUCCACACAUUAAGUCACUGGUCUGGGUCAGAUUUGUUGAUGAUAUUUUUAUUCUUUUCAAAGGAGGACGACGCACGGCUACACAGCUAGUUGACCGUGCCAAUAGCAUUGUACCCUCUAUUAAAUUUACUGUUGAACUGGAGGAAGAUAAUAAGCUUGCAUUUUUGGAUGUUUUGGUUAUUAGAGAUAACUUCCAGGACAUAACAUCAAUUGGAAUGGUGCCUGUCAUUUUUAAGAGUGGGGAUGUUGGUGUUCGUCGCUUAGUGGAAGGAGCUGCUAUUAGAAAAAUAUGGGAUGAUCAUAGGUAUCCAAGUGUUUGGGAACUAGCCAUUAUUUUAGCCUUUUUAAAACCUGGUUUAUUUCCAUUGUUCAGCAGUGCUGCAAUGAAUGUCAGAUCUGCCCUUUUAACUGUGUACGAAACCCACUUUGUUCCUUUGGGACAAAGACUCCGUCCUGGACUCAAUGGGUUUUUGUCAGGUAUUCUGGCGGGGUUGGAAGAGGGUUCUGAUCAUUUGGAGAGGACAUCCCAGCUAUUAACACGAGUUGCUGAAGGUGUUGGGAAGGCAGAAUUUUUUGGAUGUUUGUGGGACUGUGUUUGGGGUAACUCUGGCGUUCGUCUUCCUGCCAUCACCCACAUAAUGGCAUGUUUUAAUAAAAAACUGUCAACAGAAGACCAGCUACACAUUCUUGGUACCAAUAUUGAUGUAAUGGUAUCAGCAUUGUGCCAAGCCCUUGAAGACAGUAGUGUCUUGGUACAACGAGCAGCUCUUGAUUUGACCUUGUCAGCACUUCCCAUGCAUAAUACACAACUACUAAGACCAGAUCUUGUAAGGAUUAUCACAUCUGCCAUUUUGGUACUCUUGAGAAGAGAUAUGUCUCUUAACAGACGUCUUUAUGCCUGGCUGUUAGGAUCUGAAAUCAACUUCUCAUUGUUAUCCUCUGAACACCCUGUAGUGAAACGCCUUGCUAGCAAUAUGAGUGACACAAACACUGAAGAUGGAUCAGAUAUUAAUGCAUACUUUGAAAUAUUCUCGCGUCCUCUUCUUGUGGAAGGUGUGAAAAGUUGUUUGAAAGCCAGCCAAGGUACUAAUCCACCAGAUUUGAGGCCUUAUAGGCUUAUAGUGUCCCUUUUAGAUAAGCCAGAAAUUGGUCCAUUCAUAUUGGAUGAUAUUUUCUUAGAUUUGCUAAGAUGCUUAUAUCACACCUGCCAAGCACUUCAAGAGCCUAAAGUUUUAGUUGAGUCCCGCUGUAGACAACAGAGUACUACAGAUAGACAAGCAUCCUUAGUACCUCCUUGUUCCCCAGAUAAGAAUACAGUUGAGGGUAACAAAGGUUUACAUGAAGUAACUAAGACUGCUACACUUCUAUUUAGUGCUUUGCAGCCAUCUUACCCAUGGAUUUAUCUCACUGGAUUGUUACGCAAUGCUUGUGAGUCACAUGAGACUACACAUGCUAAUAGUGAAGACCAGUCAUCAGGAGUACAAGAAGUGGGAAGUUCUUGCAUGACAGUGAUAGAAAUUUGCACUUUACUGCAGCAUCUGUUGACUUCUCUCCCUUUAGACACUCAGCAACAAACACAGGCAUCUAGGUUGCCUGAGGUCUUGAAUACCAUAACCUCCCUCCUUACAGACUAUUUAGUCAUUCUAACAUCUAAUGAACUCUUUGUGGGACUGUCUCUUUGUAAAGCUAUUCUGCUGAAACUCAUACCUUCUGUUACGCUUCCUCCAGCCAUUGCAGCAUCUCGUCCAGAUUCUCGUGCCAGUAUUAAUACAUUUACUUCCCUUCAGCUCCAUGCUGUGUCACAAGGUUCAUCUCUAACUCGUCCUCCAAUAGUCCCUGAAUCUCGAGCGAGAGAAAGCCCUCCAAGUGAGAAUGGGAUUGUUCAGAUAGGUAUAGAGGCUAAUGAGGAAGAUAUAAAUAAUAGAGAGGAGAACGAUUUUGAGUCUGUUUUAAAUGAGGAAGAAAAAAAGAACAAUGAUUCAGUAACUGAUACAGAAGCUGAAACCUCAUUUAUAUCAGUUAAUUUAAGGUCUAAAGGGGAUUCUGUUAGUUCUACUGAAAGUGAUAAAGAAGAUCUGCCUAAUACAAAAGUACCAAAGAAUGAAACUCCAAAGGAAAAUAUGCUGCUAAGUGAAAUAAAUCCAGUAGAAGAUAUAUUUGAUCUUGAUGAUUUGGAUUUAUGUAAAGAAAAGGAACAUCAGAGUAAUGAGGUUCCUUCAGAUUCUGGAGUAGAAGAAGGAGAUUCAACUCCAAAACAUCCAAAAGGAGAUAAUACCUAUCUGUUUCAUGAGGCAAGUGAGGAUGAAUAUGAAAGUGCCCCUCAGAGUCCCAACCAUCAGGGAUAUUCACCAUUACAUGGCUAUGUAAGAGAGUUUGAAAAGUUUUUUUUACGUUUUAUUCAGAAUAAAGUUCUCAGCGAUGAUUCUUCUCUUUGUGACUUUGAAAACUCUCUUUAUCAUUCAGAGAUUCUAGGAGUUGAUUCGCAAUCUGAAUUAAAGCAGUUGCUAGAUGAAUGUUUACAUUGUUGUGAAACAAAAAACUCCUCAGAAAAUGCAUCGCCAGUAAAACUGCGCAUUAAGAAGAGGCUUCAUUGUUUGACGCCUUCACGAUCCCCUAGUUCUCUUUCGUCUCACUCUUCACUUUCAGUACCUUCAGAGGGUAAGGGAGAGUCUGUUGAUUUGUCAUUAGUACUUCAACUGAAACAGGAUCUUGGUGAACACCUUGAAGUUUUUAAAGCCUCUUGCAAAGUCCUUGUUGAUUUGUCAUCUCUUCCUACAACUCCUGGAUCAGUCUUAAAUAGACCAUCAGAGCAACUUCCUCACUGGUUUGUUGGAUUGUUAGCUUGUGUUAUAUGUGGAAAUCAAGCCUCUUCGCAGUUCACAAUAGCUUCAAUUUCAACUCUUCUUGAACUGGUGAUGCUCUCUCAGUCAGACCUCUCUGUCUGGCAGAAUGAAUAUGGGCCAGGGUGUGACAAUGAAGUAGGUGUGGUAGCAGUAAAUAUCACACCAUUAUUACUUCCAUCUCAUACUCAUAUCCUUUUACAUCAUACAACAGUAUACCAGCACGUGGCUUUGCAGCUCUGGGAUUAUUUAGACUCUUCCAGUUCUCAACUCCAUGUCUCAAGUACGGAACUGCUGUUGCAAUUACAUAACCUCACAUUACCGAGUUGUGACAGUGCAACUCUUACUUCAGCACCUCCGCAGCCACCCAUUUCCAUUGUUGAACGACAGAUGCUCACUAAGUUAACAGCCACAGUACCCUCAGAUAAAGCAGGAGAAAAGACCAGCGUUGUUUGGAGUCAUGAAGGAAUCCGUGCAGAGUAUGACUGUUUAUCAAUGCACAAAUGGAUGACUCUUUGGCAGGUCUCCAAAAACCUCUCUUCAGGAGUAUCAGGAAAUUGCCCAGGUUUUGACAGAUGUCUGUUUCUCAUGGUGGAACGUUUACGUGGGGACAGUGGUCCAGAACGUAGUUUGGCUCAUUCAUGGUUAGCAACCACUCUGCAAAGAGGUGAUAUUGCCAGAGUUAUGGAUCCUGUACUUGUACGUUUACUUCAUCCUCAUACACGCAGAGUGAGCGUUCAGCAUGUAAAUAUUGAGAAGUUACCUUCGGUCCAACCUAACCAGGGUAAUAAGAAUAUAUUAGAGGAGUCACAAAUUUAUGCCAUUAGCUCAGUUGGUGGCGAAGUGAUGUACCAUGUUAGCAAGGAAGGAAGAGGCUCACACUUUAAAGAUAAGUCAAUUGCUUCCUCAGCCAAACACAUUCUUGCCUUUUCAUCAAUAUCAAAAGACAGUAAGAAAGUGGUAACUCAUCAUGCUCCUUUAACAGAGUUUGAGUCUCCCUCAAGUCAUGAACAGCCUCAGAUAUAUACCUGUAUGUCUCUCAUGGUUAAUCCCUUUACUCAGCAUCCUUGGAUUGAUAUGGAUGACUUAGCAAAAAUGAGCAAACCAUCAAACCUUUCCAAUGCUGUGAGGAUACAAAAUGGAAAUUAUCAAAAUCUUCCUGCUAAAACUCUUCAGGAAGAAUCUCAGAUUGAGAUCCCUAAUGAUGCUGUGUCAGAAGAUGAAGAAGAAACCCUUACUUCUGUACAAGUAGCUCAGGAGAUUUUGGAAGAUAUUUUGAAGUCUGUGUUUCUUAAUAACUACAAAAGCAAUGAAAGUGAUUGGUCUAGUGAACUUGAUACAAUGUCUCAUUCUGCAGUGAGUGAUGGGUUUACUUCAGAUUUGACUACUCACCCUUUCCAUUCUCAUAUGCUUCUUUAUACACAGGUUGUUGACUGUGGGCAUUGCCUAAAUGGGCUGUCUCUGAUUCGUAAUGUCAUAGAAGCUCAACCAAAAUUAUCACUUUUAAAUCUUGCUUCCACCAGUAUAAGUACCUUGCAGUAAGUUCUCCACUGAUCAUUUUUACUGGCAAGACACAGACGAUCUGUGUUUGGUGAUGGAUUUGAUGGUGGAAAUGUUUCUGAGAUGGUUAGCCAGUUUAGGUCAACUAUGUACUUACAAGUGGUAAUCACGGUUUGUUUGUAUUACCUUCGUUCGUAUUACCCUUGUCUUCCACAUUUAAGGUUGAGAGAUGAGCACUUGAUUGAUAACCAUGAAGUGCAAGUUGCUUCAGCUGAAGUCCUGGUUCUUGUUUUUACACACCUGUCACCUCUAGUCAAAGAUUCCCCAAGAGGAUUUACACCUUAUAUCACAGAUUUAUUAAGCAAAUGCAAGGUUCAAAAGUGUGUAUUGCAUUGUUUGCUUUCCACUGUUCAUGCCAUGACCUGGUUCAGUGGAGGAGCUGGGAUUUCAGACAGCAAACAUAGUAGUACCCAAGAAACACGUACAUUCACAGAGGAAGUUCUCGAAUAUAACUGUCGUUCACGGAAUCAAGCAAGUAAUUUGCCUCACCAAGAAACUUAUUUAGGUCGCGUUAUUGAUCUCACGUUGGCUCUCAUCCGACUUAAGAUUACCUUAGCUUCAGAUCGUGCAGAAGGGGGAGGAAUUAGAGAUCCCCCAAGUGUUAGUAUGAAAUAUUCUGGGUUGAGUUCUUCAAAAUAUCAGCCAGGUCAGCCCAUCCCAGCACAGCCUAUGUUUAUGGAAGUUGUAACUGUGGCAUUGAAGCAGCAUCACUUACGUCAUCUUCAUGGACAAUGGCUCCAUCUUUUUACAGCUGCAUUGCCUCACAUGGGUCCAUCUUUACCUAACAAUGCGCUGCGUGUAACUUACCUAAUAUGCGAAGUAUUAGAGUGUAUGGCUCAUCAUUACCUUCCAGGGUCUUACUUUCCACAGGCCCCUCCAGACUAUGUGUUAACAUUACUGCAAUCACUUACUACUGUUGUCCAUUAUUGCCUUCUGGAUCCAGCACAGUCCAGCAUUUGGGUCCUCCUACAUCACUCAGUACUUCUCCUGCUUCCCCACAACAAGUCAAUCUGCUGGUCGAUCUUGUAUAAUCUGUUGCAUGUAUUUUCUCCAGUGGGCGAAAUUGUUGAUGCACCUGUCGAAAGCGGUCUAGAUGCAGCAGCUUGUGCUCGCCACACAAUUCUCUGCCAUCUACCACGUAUAAUUUCGUCAUUGCUUGCUCUUUGGACUGCCACUAAGGAAGAUCAAGAUUCCCCAUUCAUUCUAGGCAGUAGACGGGCUGUGAGACAAAAUAUUGUGGAGCUUCUGUCCCCCAUAUGUCAUCAUCAGACACCCCAUCUUUUAGCAGCCAUCAGUGUAGUCUGGCAGGUAAGAUGUUUUGAUUAUAAGUUUAUAUGUAAAAGCCAUUAUUCUGUGAGAAAAUGUUUUUGUUAUAUUUUAAUCAAGAGUUGGGGACUAAAAUUAGUCUUAUUAUCAUUUAGGUACUUAGCUUUUUUUUCAUUGAUUUUUUUUUCAUUGAAGCAUGUAUUUUAUUAG
Messenger RNA from Macrobrachium nipponense, 6153 nucleotides. RefSeq names its product protein dopey-1 homolog. NCBI's taxonomy places the organism in Eukaryota, Metazoa, Arthropoda, Malacostraca, Decapoda, Palaemonidae. Gene Ontology annotation, cellular component: endosome; trans-Golgi network. The record is from RefSeq and is a predicted model, not a curated record. Gene Ontology annotation, biological process: Golgi to endosome transport.